Molecule: messenger RNA, 2620 nt
Organism: Manacus vitellinus (golden-collared manakin)
Lineage: Eukaryota; Metazoa; Chordata; Aves; Passeriformes; Pipridae
Gene: FAM221A
Product: family with sequence similarity 221 member A
Exons: 7
Coding region: 58-948 (296 amino acids)
Source: RefSeq, a predicted model, not a curated record
CGCUCCGUGCGCGGGCGGCGCCCGGCGCUCCCGCGCCUGACGGCGGCUGGGCCGGUCAUGGAGCGGCUGCAGGUGGAGGCGGAGGCCCUGGAAGAGUACGCGGAGUACCGGCGAAUUGUGGGUGAUGAUGAUGGAGGAAAGCUCUUUACUCCUGAGGAAUAUGAGGAGUACAAAAGAAAAGUACUACCAAUUCGAUUACAGAACAGGUUGUAUGUGAGCUGGAGAUCACCAACUGGCAUGGACUGUAAGCUUGUGGGACCAGAGACACUGUGCUUUUGUACUCACCGGUAUAAACAACACAAAACAGACUAUGAAGUGCUUCCCAAAGAGCGUCCUAUUUGUGUGCCUUGCAGAGUGAGAUGCUGUCCAUGCCAGUCCUACCACUAUGUCCCUCUGAAUGGCACCCAGCCCAUCCGCUGUAGAUGCAAACACUUUGCUGACCAGCACAGUGCAGCACCUGGAUUUCCAUGUAACUCUUGUUCCAAGUGUUCAGGCUUUCAUAGUUGCUUUACUUGUGCAUGUGGUCAGCCAACAUAUGCUCAUGAAACAGUUGUGGAAACCAAAGAGGAGCGCUUGGCCCAAGGAAAACCUGUGGGGCAGGAUGUUCCUUAUGCUGCUAUGGGAGGACUGACUGGUUUUAGUUCACUAGCAGAAGGCUACAUGAGACUUGAUGACAGUGGAAUAGGUGCUCCUUCUGCUGAACUUUUAGAAGCCCCUGUUACCAGCAUGGAUCAUCCAUUUCUAAAAGCAUUUCAGGGGCCUUCUAGUUCUGCUCAAACCAUCUCACAGAGAGCAGGUAGUUCAAGUGCCACAGGGCAAAUUUCUCAUGGAAAACCUUCAGAAGAAGAUGACAUGGCUUACUUUGAAAAACGUUAUCAAGAACGGCUGAAAAUGGAGAAAGCUGCUAAACGGAGAGGGAAAAGUCCAGUGCCAUCAAAGAAGCCAUGAGAUUAAUAAAUAAACAAAUAAAUAUUUAUUAUUUGGCACACUGCUCAGAUUGCAUUGAGUAUUUUUCUCUGUGCCUACCUGCAUACUUCUGUUUAUUAAUUUAUUUAUUCUGUUGUUUUGUUAUUUUGCUGAAAUUAAUUUUUAAUUAUCUUGUUAUAAUAAAAUUGGUUCUUUAAUCAAUGUGUUUCUAAUCUCCAGAACUGUUACACAGAUAUUUAUUUGAGAAUGGAAAAUCAUAUUUAGAGAGUUGCAGAACUGUUAUUUAAGGUCUGCGAGAAUAACCAUAUAUUUAAAUAUUAGGUUGUCAGAGGGCAAAAAAAAUAUGUCUUACUCUUAGACUUCUGUGACACAUUUCCUUUAUUUGUAGAGUCCUUUGAACUCAUCUUGUUCAUGGAUUUUUACUUGGUGAGAUUUGUUCUGUUAAUAUUGACAUUUUAAUAUUUCCUUUAAUUUUUUUUCCUUUCUGUUGGCUUCAUCUCCUUUACAUAAAAUUCAAACAUACCGUUAUUCUGUCACACUUCUCUAGGCUCUGUUCUUGCCAUCAUAUAAAUCUUUUUUACGUGUGGCAUUCUGUACUCUUGUAAAUCCAUUUCCACACUUAUGAGCUACUUGAAGGGAUCUUGCUUGUAUACUUUAUCCCAGAUUUCUCUGGUGGUACCAGUCUCCCAGUUUUGCUUGUCUGUUACUGUCCAUAACAACUAUUACACUAAACUGAAAACAUUAAGUGUAAAUGGAUUUGUUAUUUAUUACAUGUAAAUAAAUAAUUGUAUUGUGUUUGAUACAAUUUAUUUAUCCAGCAGAUUCAUUAUGUCUAAUCCAACACAGACUGAGGAGAUGUGCUUUUGCAUUCUUUGUCCAUAUGCACAGCUGUGGCAGCAUAUGUUGUAUUAAAGGUAGCGGACAGGAAAAUAUAAAAUUUGGUGACUUUGUGUGGUAGAUUAAUUCUGUGAAGCAGCACAGCAAGAACUUGGUAUGGAAUAACUGGCAGAGGGUGCAGCUUAGGACGUAAAAGCAGAGCCUGAGCUAACUUAUUCUCCUUUGAAAAGAGAAAGGUGUAAGUCAGUUAGUCCUUAAAAAUACUUGAAGAUGUCUCUUGGACUGGAGACUUUACGGAUAGUUAUGUGUGUACUGAGACUUUACAGCAAGAAUUGGGAGAAGCUUACAAAGCUUUGUUUCCCAUCGGAGAGAAAGCCUCUAUGUGCCUGAUCGGCAAAGGAAAAGAGGUGAGUUUGAAGGCAUUUAGUGCAGGGCAACUUGCUUUUUUGUUCAGACAGGGAAAGAGAGUUCUUAGGAGUGCAUGUGGGUCAUACAGUGAGUGAUGGAGACAGCUGGAAUCUGAAUGAGAUGGGAGGGGAAGGCUCAACUGCUGAAAUUCAAAGAUUUAAGAGAGCCAUUUGCCUUAAUUCUGACCUUUACAGCCAUUACUGCAGAUGCCAAUCAGACAAGCUAAUCUGUUACUUUAGUUUAAAUGCAUAAUACAUCAAAGCGGCUAAUUAAUGUUAUAAAAGUACCUUUACUGUUAAAUUCUACACAGGUACAUGCUGCUUUAUCCUAAUAAGUGAAAAUACUAAUUUGAGCUCCCUCUUCUGGCCCUGGCAAGCAAUCCGUUCUACGUAUCCUCUGCUUGGUCUUGUAAGUAAAUGGAGAUUUCACAAUGAAAUCACGAGAAAAA